AUGCUUGUGAAGGAAUAUCGAAUCCUGAUGCCGUUCGAGGUGGACGACUUCCAGCGCGGCCACCUGUACAACACCGCCGAGGCGAGCAAGGCCGAGACGGGCGGCGGAGAGGGGGUUGAGGUAGUCGUCCAGCGCGAGUUCGGCACCGACGAGGCGGUGUGCCCGGGCCGCGAGCUCGAGGGCAUCUACACCCACAAGAUCUACCGCGUCAGGAGCAAGGUGCCGUGGUUGGUGCAGAAGAUGUUGCCCGAGGCCGCGUUCGAGCUGCACGAAGAGUCGUGGAACGCAUACCCCUACUUCAAGACGGUCAUUACGAACCCCGGCUACAUGAAGAAGAGCUUCCGGCUGGAGAUCGAGUCGAUGCACCUCCAGGACGCCGGCGACACGAACAAUGCCCUCAAUACCAAGCACAAGAAGCGCGAGGUGAUCGAGCUGAACAUCUACGAUGACCAGCACCUCAAGGCGUCGGAGAUCAACGAGAAGAACGACCCCCGGCAGGUGCGCAGCGAGAAGAUGGAGAUCGGGCCGUUGGAGGAGGACUGGAUGGAUGCUGAGGGGGUGUCGGUGAUGUGCGCCUACAAGCUCGUCUCCGUGACGUUCAACUGGCGCGGCUUGGGCGGGCGGAUCGAGCGCCUCUUCCACAAGCAUUACCCCAGCAUCUUCACCAAGUUCCAUCGCGACGUCUACUGCAAGGCGGACGAGUGGUGGGACAAGUCGCUGGAGAGCAUCCGCGAGCACGAGGAGAAGACCAAGCAGGAUCUCAAGAAGAUGCUCAAGACGGGCGAGAAGCGCGGCACGAGGACGUCGGACAGGGAGGAGAAGAAA
Mesorhabditis spiculigera is the source of this 825-nucleotide messenger RNA. Lineage: Eukaryota; Metazoa; Nematoda; Chromadorea; Rhabditida; Rhabditidae. The record is from the annotation of a GenBank genome assembly.